AUGGGUGUGGCCAGGGCUGCCCUUGAACGGCAUACUAUGCUUCUGCUCACAUCGUCAAAGACCCUCUUACGGCAUCCCGAAUCUGAAAGUGCGCUUCAGUGCAGGGAUGGAGUUUUCGAUCAGAUUCGAACUGCACUUCAACUCAUCGCAAUUUGUGUUUGUGAUGGUGUACUUCCCGUAGAUCCAUUGCGAUUUGUUCAAACGUCGAGUGAAGAACCGCUGGAUAUCGGAAUUCAACUCACAGCUAACGCUGCCAUUAAACAACUCACUGAGAUGUUGGAAAUGGUUCGAAUGACUUCUAGGGUCGGAGUUGGAGUGAGGGAACGGCUUAUCGGAGCGCUCGAUGCACUUUGCGAAAUGACUCAGGACUUCACCGAUUCUGCCUACACACCACAUCAUCAUCGAGAGCAAAUCCUCGACUUCUUGGAAGAAUGUCGCUUCGAGAUGACAAAUCUUAUUCAGCCUGAUGACGAGUCUUCCGAUCAACUGCGUUCUGAUGGUAUUGAGGUAACCGUCGAACGGUUGAACAGAAGGUUGAAAGAUCUUGGGAAACAAUUGCAAAUCGUCGCGAUGGAGCAUAUUUCCGAAGUUUUACGAGCUAACGAAGACCAAGUACUGUUGUCGUCGAUAAAAGCAUGCGCAGUUUCCGGUGAUAUUGACGGCGUUGAACGAUAUAUGGAGAAGUAUAGAGAGCAUGCGGAGCACAUGCAGGAGACAUUGUUAUCUGGCCGUACGCUCUGUCAACAUCCUUCCAGCCGUAUUGCUCGAGAAAAUCUUGAAGUAUUCUGUGAUACGUGGUGCCAAUCGGUCAAUGAUCUCUCACGCCUGGCCAAGGAAUCGGAUUCAGCUGCAUGUGGUCGCGUUGCUGCCGAGAAACAAGCGUAUAUGUCAUUACCUCGUCCAGGGGUGAGCAGUACCGAUUCGUCGUCGUCAUUACCCCCAUUUAGAAGUUCACGGGACCUGGCGACUGUUCAUAGUUCUGAUUCGUCAGCAUCGUUGUCACGGUUCCGAAACGUACCGCUUCGUAUUUUGAAUCGGUCGUUUGAAUCACAAACUGUGACGCGUCUCAUUUGCGAUUCGGAUGGCUCAACGUCCAGUGCCUCCAUCGAUAACCGCGAGAAUCGGCGUGACGCUGUCACGGUCCCGUCUAUGCCCCCACUGACGGCGAUUAUGUCGCAGGGAGGUGACGAGCUCAGUUCCGCCGCCUCAGCAACUAGCGAGGAUCGCAAGGCGUUCGAAUAUCGCAUCAGUUUGAUCCUAGACGAUUUGCAUAGAGUGCCACUGCAUGACCGAAGUGAUUGA
Molecule: messenger RNA, 1302 nt
Organism: Ostertagia ostertagi
Lineage: Eukaryota; Metazoa; Nematoda; Chromadorea; Rhabditida; Trichostrongylidae
Source: the annotation of a GenBank genome assembly